AUGUCUACGAUCGUUUUUUUUUUCUUGUUUAUCAUUGAAUCUGCCACUGAGAAGCUGUGUCCCCUUCGUGCCUCCAUUGAUGUGCUAGAAGGGGAAUAUUUUUUCCUUUGUUAUCUUGAGUCAAGGCAAGAACAUUUUCAGAAGGAAGCGUACACAGUAAAGUGGUACAAAGAAAAUGCUGGAAAGCAGCAACUGAUAAAGGAAACACAUGGAAUUGUUUCCCAAAGGAAUUCUCUGGAGUUUUGGCCAGCUGAACUCAGUGACUCUGGGAAUUACUCGGUCACUCACAGCAAUGGAAAACAAAAUUUCACAAUUCAAAAGUGGACCUUGAAUGUGCUUGAGAGAAAUAAAAGCAGCUGUUUCAAUAAAAAUCAUUUAACUACAGAAAUUCAAAAUGCUGGAACUGGUCAUUCACUGAAAUGCAGUGAUUUGUCUGUCAAUGAAAAUGACAGCAUUACGUGGUACAAGGACUGUAAGAACUAUGAAAAUGAAACAGAGCGGGAGCUGGAUUUUAAAACCUUAACAGUACAGCACUCUGGGAUAUAUACCUGUAAAAUUUUAAUCAGUCAUGAAGGAAAGAUAUACCACAGCACAAACACAAUUAAACUGGUAGUAGAAGAAGAUGCACCAGAGGCUGUAACUUUGGAGAUUGUUGGACAUGAUGAAGAAAUUGAAACAGAAAUAGGUAAAGAAGAGAUACUCAAUUGCACAGGUUUCCUGGGUUAUUAUAUGCGAGAAGAUGCCAGCCUCUACUGGUUAAUUAAUCAAACGUUUCCAGAAAAAUGCUCAGGUAUCCCUGAGAAUGAACCUUCAAUAUGUGAAGAAGAAUUAAAAAAAUUACAGUUGGGAAACAAGUUCUAUGUCACAAGGCUACUACGGAUUAAAAAAGUAACAGCCGAGGACAUGCAUCAUAAUUUCACUUGCAUGUUGCAAGCUGAUGAAAGAACACAAAUGAAAAUAGUGAAAUUGAAGAAAGGGAACACCCGAGAUUUGCCUGUGCACAUAUUUACAACUGGAAUGGUCCUUGCUGUACUAUUUCCCUGUGUUGCUGUAGCUGUGGUGCUUGUCUGUGUGAUGUUUAGAGUUGACUUAGUUCUACUUUACAGGAACAUAUGCAGAAGAGAUGACACUGUUGGAGAUGGGAAAGAAUAUGAUGCAUUUGUGUCUUACUUGAAAGACUGCAUUUCUCCCACUGAAGAAGAGAGAGAAUUUGCUUUGAAGAUAUUGCCCAUGAUAUUAGAAGAAAACUUUGGCUACAAGUUAUGUAUAUUUGAGAGGGAUGUAUCCCCUGGAGGAGCGGUUGUUGAUGAUAUUCAUUCAUUCAUUGACAAAAGUCGAAGAUUAAUCAUUAUACUGAGCCAGAACUACGUUUCUGACAGAGCCAUAUACGAACUUGAGAGUGGACUCCAUAAAGCCCUAGUUGAAAGGAAAACUAAAAUCAUAUUAAUUGAAUACAUGCCUAUAAGUGACUACAAAUUCUUGCCAGAAUCACUGUCUCUUUUACCAUCAAAGAGGGUUGUGAAGUGGAAGAAGGAUAAAUCUCUUCCCGUGAAUUCCAGAUUUUGGAAGAACCUUCGGUACCUGAUGCCAGCAAAACCUACCAAGAUAAACACCAAAGGGCACUAUAAUAACCUUGACGUAGACUCAGAAGGUGCUCAGCCACAGACUGAGGGCUGUGGCUUUAAUGCAGUUGUAUAA
Molecule: messenger RNA, 1698 nt
Organism: Charadrius vociferus (killdeer)
Lineage: Eukaryota; Metazoa; Chordata; Aves; Charadriiformes; Charadriidae
Gene: IL18R1
Product: interleukin 18 receptor 1
Exons: 10
Coding region: 1-1698 (565 amino acids)
Biological process (GO): positive regulation of type II interferon production; interleukin-18-mediated signaling pathway
Molecular function (GO): interleukin-18 binding; interleukin-18 receptor activity; interleukin-1 receptor activity
Source: RefSeq, a predicted model, not a curated record